AGAGCAGUAUCUCAUUUCUAAACCAAACAGGAUUGUAGAAGCUUUCCCUUGAUUGGCGAAAAAGUGGCUUUUAAAAACAAGCCAAACAGAUAUCCAUCCUUUAGGGAGACCCUGGGACGUGCCAGAUGAUUCUGCCAAUUUUUCAUGGACGGAAACACAGAGCAGGGAAGAACUGGGAUUUAUUUAAUGGGGAUGUGUUCAAGGCAAGAGCGAAUUCAGAAGGAUAUCGACGUCGUGAUCCAGAAGUCCAGAGCUGAGAAGGACUGCCUGUUUGCAGAUUUCAGAUACUCAGACUCCACCUUUACUUUCACCUACGUUGGCGGCCCCAAAAGUGUAUCCUAUUCAGUACAUGUAUCUGAAGAUUACCCAGAUAAUACAUAUGUGUCAAGUUCAGAAAAUGAUGAAGAUGUAUUAGUUACUACAGAGCCAAUUCCAGUAAUUUUUCAUCGAAUAGCAACAGAAUUAAGAAAGACAAAUGACAUUAACUGUUGCUUAUCCAUAAAAUCCAAAUUACAGAAGGAAAAUGGGGAGGAGUCAAGACAAAAUAGUACGGUGGAAGAAGAUUCUGAAGGAGAUAAUGAUUCUGAAGAAUUUUAUUAUGGAGGACAGGUGAACUAUGACGGGGAGCUGCACAAGCACCCCCAACUCGAAGCUGAUUUGUCGGCAGUGAGAGAGAUAUAUGGGCCACAUGCAGUUUCUCUCAGGGAAUAUGGAGCCAUUGAUGAUGUAGAUAUUGAUCUGCAUAUUGAUGUUAGCUUUCUUGAUGAGGAGAUUGCUGUGGCCUGGGAAGUGAUUCGAACAGAACCUAUAAUUGUCCGUCUACACUGUUCGCUUACACAGUAUUUAAAUGGCCCAGUGCCCACUGUUGAUGUCUUUCAGAUUUCCACAAAAGAGAGAUUUGGACUGGGACAUCAGCUGAAAAAAAUCAUGCAGACAUUUGUUACACAGCAGUGGAAACAGAGCAAAGAAAAAUCCAGUUGCCUGCACAAUAAGAAGCUGUCAGAGAAGAAAGUGAAGUCUCCCCUGCAUCUAUUUUCUACCUUGCGCAGGUCGCCAAGUUAUCCUCCCCCUGGUUGUGGAAAAAGCAAAUCCAAACUGAAAUCGGAGCAAGACGGGAUCUCCAAGACGCAUAAGCUGCUGCGGAGGACUUGUUCCAGCACAGUCAAGACGGAGGACGUGUGCGCCCCGAAGCCGCACAGGACCUUCGGUCGCUCGCUGUCCAGCGACCCCCGGGCUGAGCAGGCGGUGACGACCAUUAAGUCACACAAACUCUUGAACCGUCCCUGCCCUGCAGCUGUCAAGCAGGAGGACUGCCUCGCUCUCAAGUCUCACAAACUCUUGACUCGCUCUUGUUCUGGAGACCCGCGCUGUGAGCACAACGCCAGCCUGAAGCCUCACAAACUGCUAAGCAGGUCUUAUUCCAGUAACCUCAGAAUGGAAGAAUUAUACGGACUCAAGAAUCACAAGUUGCUCAGCAAGUCUUACUCCAGUGCCCCCAAGUCAUCCAAAACGGAGCUUUUCAAGGAACCCAGCGCAGAGGGCCGGAGGCUCUCUCUUACCUCAGGGCUCAUUGGUAUCUUAACACCAUCAUCAUCUUCAUCUUCCCAGCCUGCUCCAAAUGGUGCCAAAUGUAUUCCAGUACGAGACCGUGGCUUCCUAGUGCAGACAAUUGAGUUUGCUGAACAGCGGAUCCCUGUGUUGAAUGAAUACUGUGUGGUUUGUGAUGAGCCACAUGUGUUUCAAAAUGGCCCCAUGCUUAGGCCUACUGUGUGUGAACGAGAGCUGUGUGUAUUUGCUUUUCAAACCCUGGGAGUAAUGAAUGAAGCUGCUGAUGAAAUAGCAACUGGAGCUCAGGUGGUAGAUCUACUAGUAUCCAUGUGUAGGUCCGCACUGGAAUCUCCUAGAAAAGUUGUCAUUUUCGAGCCAUAUCCUUCUGUGGUAGAUCCUAACAAUCCUCAGAUGCUGGCCUUCAACCCAAGGAAGAAGAACUAUGAUCGAGUAAUGAAAGCAUUGGACAGCAUAACUUCUAUUAGAGAAAUGACACAAGCACCGUAUCUGGAAAUCAAGAAGCAGAUGGAUAAACAAGACCCCCUUGCUCAUCCCUUACUGCAAUGGGUUAUUUCAAGUAAUAGGUCACAUAUUGUGAAACUGCCAGUUAACAGGCAACUGAAGUUCAUGCACACUCCCCAUCAAUUCCUUCUUCUCAGCAGUCCACCAGCCAAAGAAUCCAAUUUUAGAGCUGCUAAAAAACUCUUCGGAAGCACCUUUGCAUUUCAUGGCUCGCACAUUGAAAACUGGCACUCCAUUCUGAGAAAUGGUCUGGUUGUUGCUUCUAAUACACGACUGCAGCUCCACGGUGCAAUGUAUGGAAGUGGAAUCUAUCUUAGUCCAAUGUCAAGCAUAUCAUUUGGUUACUCAGGGAUGAACAAGAAGCAGAAGGUGUCAGCCAAGGAUGAGCCAGCUUCAAGCAGUAAAAACAGCAACGCAUCACAGUCACAGAAAAAAGGACAGCAAUCUCAGUUCCUGCAAAGCCGUAACUUAAAAUGCAUAGCCUUAUGUGAAGUGAUCACCUCACCUGACCUGCACAAACAUGGAGAGAUAUGGGUCGUCCCAAAUACUGAUCAUGUCUGCACACGGUUCUUUUUUGUCUAUGAAGAUGGCCAAGUGGGAGACACAAAUAUUAACACACAAGAAGGAGGCAUUCACAAAGAGAUCCUUCGAGUAAUUGGUAAUCAAACUGCUACUGGUUAAAGGACCACCAUUUAAUUAACAUGAUUUGAAAGCCUUCCUCGGGUUCAAAGCUGGAUUUUGAACUGAAGAAGAUGAUAAAAUAAUUUAUUGUUAUUAUAAACAAAAUUAACCCUUUGAAUACUGAUUUUUUUCUUAGUAUUUCUAAGUUUCUCAUUAAAUACCUAAAAUGGUAUAAAAUUUAUCAAUUGUAGGGUUAUGGAAUCUAGUAAUAAAAUUACAACAGCACUUAAACUGAAGUUUGGGUUCCUCACACAAUAAACAGAUUGAAAAAA
Lipotes vexillifer (Yangtze River dolphin) is the source of this 3023-nucleotide messenger RNA. It is a transcript of the gene PARP8, whose product is annotated as poly(ADP-ribose) polymerase family member 8. Gene Ontology annotation, molecular function: NAD+ poly-ADP-ribosyltransferase activity. The coding region runs from base 145 to 2751 and encodes 868 amino acids. The record is from RefSeq and is a predicted model, not a curated record. The transcript is spliced from 27 exons. NCBI's taxonomy places the organism in Eukaryota, Metazoa, Chordata, Mammalia, Artiodactyla, Lipotidae.